AGUCCUCCAUUGAGAUAUUCAUCUUUAUCUACUUAGUUACUUAGAGAGAGAGAGAGAGAGAGAGAGAGAGAGAGAGGGAGUUGUUGAUAUUCAUCUAUAUAUAUAUAUAUAUUCAGUUGUUCACCUCUCUUUGUGUUAUUAAAAGGAAAAUCCAUUAGAGGGUAUUCUUUGUGAAAAAAGAAGAGGAAAAAGAUGAAUGUGUUGUCCUCAGAAUGCAGUAGUGGUUGUGAGUCUGGUUGGACUCUAUACUUGGAACAGUCUAAUUUUCUUUCUCGAAAUCCAAGUGCUUCACAUAGAGAUAGUGGUUUCUGUGAUGAGUACAAGGAUAAAAGAAGUAAACAAGCUGAUGGUGAUGAGGGGGAUGAAGAAGAAGAGGACCAGUCAAUGGUUUCUGAUGCAUCUUCUGGGCCUCCACAUUUCAAUGAAGAUGAAGUUUACUUAGACGAUAAUACUAAUAAUAAUAUUAAUGGGUGUUUCUGUCCUCCAUCCAAGGAUCUUGGACCUUUGAAGUUUAGAGGAAAAAAGCAGAGAAUCAAAGAAAAAGGUAGGCGCUCAUGUGGUGAUCAACAACAACAACAACAACAACCAUCUUUUCUAGAUGACACUGCCAGCUCCCCUGUCUUCAACUACUCCAAGAAUAACUUCAUUGUGUCCAAUAAUCAAGCUUCUGGGGGUAGUAGUAGUGUCCUGGAUUAUUCACAAGGCUUCUCAUCUACUCAUUUUCAGGGGAGAUCUGCAUACCAAGACCACUUUGGUUUCCUACAAUCUACUCUAUCUGGAAAUAACCUUCAGAACAACCAAUGGUUUCAAGGGUAGGGGAUUGGCAUGAGAUGAAGGAAAGGGAUAUCUUCAUCAUCAGUUGCUGGUCUCUUCUUGUUUCUACCACUACAGCAGCUGCUGUAUUACUUUCUCAAGUAGAGAUGGUGGGGAGAGGCUGCAAAAAGUAGAAGGAAUUGGAUCUCAAAAGGGAUCUUGCAUGUUCCUUUUUCUUUUCUUUUUCUUUUUUCCUUUUACCUGUCAAUGCAGUGGGAAACAACCUAAGAGAGAAGAAGUUAGAAAUAAA
This is a messenger RNA of Prunus mume (Japanese apricot), 1063 nucleotides long. RefSeq names its product protein SOB FIVE-LIKE 5. The record is from RefSeq and is a predicted model, not a curated record. Lineage: Eukaryota; Viridiplantae; Streptophyta; Magnoliopsida; Rosales; Rosaceae. Gene Ontology annotation, biological process: cytokinin biosynthetic process.